UCAGUGUCCUAAUGACCCAUGCCUUCAAUUUGGAAAGUCGCCUGCCUAUUGUGAAAUUCAAUGCGAAUCCUACAUCGUAUUUUGGUUAUUCGGUGGCGACACACACCAUUGGAGAAUAUAAUGAGCCAGAUAAUACUAAAUGGCUUCUUGUUGGCGCUCCCCUGGAUAAAAAUCUACAGCCGGGUACCAAUCAUUCGGGUGCUUUAUACAAAUGCCCCAUAACACAAAAGUUUGAUGACUGUGAACAGGUUAUAACCGAUGGCCGAAGAUCGCCUGAAGGAGUCUAUGAACCUACAUACGAUAGUGAUGACGAUGAAGAGAUUUUAAUGGAACCUUCAGACGAUGAAAUCAAAGAGGAUCAAUGGCUGGGUGUCACCGUACGGAGUCAAGGAUUGGGUGGCAAGGUUUUGGUGUGCGCCCAUCGCUACAUCACCAAAGUACGCGAUAAUCGUUAUGGCCAAGGUCUAUGCUAUGUACUGACCAACGAGCUGACAUAUGAUGAAGUUUAUGAGCCAUGUAAAGGUCGUACUGUGCAAAGAGCCCAUGAAGAUUACGGGUUUUGUCAAGCUGGUACCUCAGGAGCCUUGUUGGACGAUAAUACCAUGGUCUUGGGAACCCCUGGCCCCUAUACCUGGCGUGGUACCGUCUUCGUCACCGAAAUUGGUGGUGAAUAUUUGGAGCGUGACAAGAACAUGUACUAUGGUGAUCAUUCGGAUACCUCAUCGAUCGAUAAAUACAGCUACUUGGGUAUGGCUGUCACCGGAGGACGUUAUUUUGGUGAACACAUGUCAUAUGCGGCGGGAGCACCUCGUGCCAAUGGCCAUGGUCAGGUGGUGAUAUUCGAUAAAGAUAAUCGUAAUCCCAUCCCCAUACACAUGGUUAUCGAAGGUGAACAAUUUGCAUCGAGUUUUGGUUAUGAAAUGACAACGGCCGAUGUGAAUGGAGAUAAGAAACCUGACCUCAUUGUGGCGGCACCAUUCUAUUUCAACAAAUCGGAAGGAGGAGCGGUUUAUGUUUAUCAAAAUGUCAAUGAUAUGUUGCCCUACAAGUAUACCCUGAAGCUGACUGGUACCUUUGAAAGUCGUUUUGGUUUGGCCUUGGCCAAUAUUGGUGAUAUCAACAAGGAUGAUUGUGAAGAUUUGGCUAUUGGUGCUCCCUAUGAGGAUGAUGGUGUGGUCUAUAUUUAUUUGGGUAGCCGUACGGGAUUGAGUGCCAAGCCAUCGCAGAGAAUACAGGCCUCCGAUUUGGGUUUAAUGCCAAAAGCCAUUAAGACUUUUGGUAGCUCUAUUACAGGAGGUACCGAUUUGGAUGGUAAUUCCUAUCCUGAUGUUGUGAUUGGAGCCUAUAACUCCUCCGCGGUGGUGGCUUUAUUGUCCCGACCCAUUAUUAGCAUACAAACGAAGUGGAGGGGAAAGGAAUUGAAAAAUAUUGACCCCACCAAAAGUGGUUGCCUGUCGGAUGCCUUUAGCAAUUUGACCUGUUUUACCUUUGAGGCAUGCUGUUCCAUUGACCCCUACGAGGAGACGGCAGCGAAUAUUGAUUUGAAGUUGAUGUUUACCGUAGAGGCUGAGACAUUUGCCCCCAACAAGAAGUUCUCUCGUGUGUUCUUUGAUCGUGAAAAUAAACGCAGCAAUGUCAUCAAACGUGAGGUCACGGUGAAGACGGAUGGUGGUUUGUCAUGUCAUCGGGUGAUAGGUUAUAUUAAGGAGAAUACCCGCGACAUACAAAGUCCAAUUAAAUUUAAGCUGAAUUAUACCUUGGUGGAAACGAAGUUACCCGAUUCGGGACUGAAGGGUUUAAAUCCUAUUUUGGAUCAAACUCAGGCGAAUAUUGAAUUUGAGGGUACCUUCCAAAAGGAUUGUGGCGAAGAUGAUAUCUGUGAAAGUAAUUUGAAAUUGAGUGCUGAAUUGGAUUUGAAUAUGGAGAACGAAAAUUAUGCCUUGGUCUUGGGUGAACAGGAGGAAAUUCGUGUCAAUGUAAAUGUCAGCAAUACCGCCGAUUCUGCCUAUGAAACCCAAUUGUUUAUUGUGCAUCAAAAGAGUGUGUCCUAUAUUGCAGCCAUUAAGACGAGCACCGCCAUUUGCAGUCGCUUCAAUGAAACUGUGGUGGCCUGCAGUCUUGGCAAUCCCAUGCGCCGCGGCUCCGCAGCCCAGGUAUCAAUACGUUUCGAUCCCAGUGGUUUGGAGUUGGAUGAACGUAAUUUGACAUUCGACAUCUUUGCCAAUACCACAUCGAGGUUGGUAGGCGUAGAGAAACCGGAAAAGAAAUUGGAUGUCCGUGUCAUAAAGAGAGCUGAAUUGAGCUUGCAAGGUUGGGCCCGUCCCGAACAGAGCUUCUAUAGUGGAGAGAUGCGUUUGGAUAGCACCAUGAUGACAAUGGAAGAUAUCGGAUCACAAGUUAUGCACACAUAUCAGAUCUACAACGAAGGACCCUGGAAGGCGCCUAAAGUUCAGCUUACCAUCUACUGGCCCUAUCAAAUCCAUAGCGAAAAAGAUAAACGUGACAAAUGGCUGUUAUAUCUGGAAGAAAUGCCAAUUAUCGAUAAUGUACGAAAUGGUGAAUGUUUUGUCGCCUCCGAAUAUAUAAAUCCGCUUAAAUUACAAACGAAAUCGAAAACGAAUUUGGUAGUCGAUGAUUUACUGCUAGCACCAGCCUCCUAUAUGAUGAGACCGUUGAAUAAAACUCAAUUUGCUCAUCGUAUGUAUAUGGAAAAAUCGACAUAUAGCAGUAGUAAACAAGAGUCAACGAGUGAAGAAUCCUCUUCGGGUAUUUUGAAUCGUUUACGCCGUGAUACACUGACACGUAUUAUACGCCCUGAACGUUUUAUGGAUUUCCGUGGUGAUCAUAAGAAUAAAAAACGUGAUAUUGUUGAAUUGGAUUGUACCAAGGCUACAGCUAAAUGUAUUAAGAUACAAUGUGAUAUCUAUAAUAUGCCAGCUAAUACGGAGGCUUAUGUUCACAUUAAAGCAAGACUUUGGAAUUCCACAUUGGUAUCGGAACAUCCACGGGCGGAUGCUGUGCGAAUUAUUUCAACGGCGCAUGUUGAAAUACCCAAAGAAUUUAGUGUGGAGCAGACACAAACUUCAGAGCCACUAACGGUGGAAACCCGUGCCUAUCCCGAACUGAGCGGUCAACAGCGCGACACAGCAACGCCGCUAUGGAUAAUUAUAUUGGCCAUUAUUGGCGGGCUGCUGCUAUUGGCUCUCUUCACCUAUGCCAUGUGGAAAUGUGGAUUCUUUAAGCGAAGAAGGCCCGAUCCAACGCUCAGCGGGAAUUUGGAAAAAAUGAAUGAGGAGAAGCCAUUCUUAAAUUCAUCACAGAAAAAUAAUCAUCAUGGUUUCUAACAAGAAGGGACAGUUGGGUGGGAUUUGAUGCAACAACAAAAACUAAAGCCAGUAGUGGCUGAACCACCCAUAAAAUGCUGUAGCAAAAC
Musca vetustissima is the source of this 3433-nucleotide messenger RNA. RefSeq names its product integrin alpha-PS1-like. Gene Ontology annotation, biological process: cell-matrix adhesion; cell adhesion mediated by integrin; integrin-mediated signaling pathway. The record is from RefSeq and is a predicted model, not a curated record. Bases 12 to 3344 code for a protein of 1110 amino acids. Gene Ontology annotation, molecular function: integrin binding. NCBI's taxonomy places the organism in Eukaryota, Metazoa, Arthropoda, Insecta, Diptera, Muscidae. Gene Ontology annotation, cellular component: external side of plasma membrane; integrin complex. The transcript has 10 exons.